CCAUUUAAACUUGGCUAGCGCCUGAUAUGCAGUUCAUUGCGUGACAGCUGCGCUAACAUCUGUACGAGCCGCUGCGGAAUGAGAAGAAAAUGCAUGUGUUAACUGCUGUAUUCGCUGUUAUAUUUGUCCUGAAGGAGACUGAAGCUUGGGGUUACAAGAAUGGAAUACUGCACAACUCUAUCUGGCUGGAGCAAGCAGCUGGAGUUUACCACCGCGAAUCUCGCAAGGGAAGAUAUCAGCUGACGUAUAAGGAAGCCAAGGCUGUGUGCAAAUUUGAGGGGGGGGCUCUUGCUACGUAUGAUCAACUGGAGGCUGCUCGACAAAUUGGGUUUCACGUGUGUGCAGCUGGAUGGUUUGACAAAGGACGUGUGGGCUAUCCGAUUGUUAAAGCUGGCACCAAUUGUGGGUUUGGGAAGGUCGGAAUCAUUGAUUACGGAUACAGGCUCAACAAAAGUGAGAGGUGGGAUGUCUACUGCUACAACCCUGAGGCAAAGGAGUGUGGAGGAGUGCACACAGAUCAGGAGAAGGUUUUGGAUUCUCCUGGUUAUCCAGAAGAAUACCAGGAUGAGCAGAUUUGCUACUGGCACAUUCGUGUGCGCUACGGCCAGAGAAUCCGCCUGCGAUUUCUAGACUUUGACAUUGAGGAGGACACAGCUUGCCUCAGUGAUUACCUGGAGAUCUUUGACAGCUAUGAUGAUGUUUCUGGCUUUGUUGGCAGAUACUGUGGGGAUGAACUGCCAGAGGACUUCCUAAGUACAGGAAACGUCAUGACACUGAAGUUCCUCUCUGAUUCUUCUGUGACGGCUGGAGGGUUUCAGCUACAGUACAUCGCUGUGAACUCCUCUCAGUUCUCUGACAAUCACACUGACACCUUGUCUUGACCACUGUUUAAUACACCAAUCCCACUUCUUUUACAAGUGUAAUUUUUUAUAUAUACAGUGCUGCUUUAAAGUUUGUGAACCACUUGCAGAAUCUGUGAAUAAUUUUAACGAAAUAAGAGGGAUCAUACAAAAUGCAUGUCAUUUUUUAUUUAGUACUGUCCUGAGUAAGAUAUUUUACAUAAAUGAUGUUUACAUAAAGUCCACAAGACAAAAAAAUAGCUGAAUUUAUAAAUAUGACCCAAUUCAAAAGUUUAUGAACCCUUGAUUGUUAAUACUGUGUGUGGUUACCUGGAUGAUUCACAACUGUUUUUUUUUUGUUUUGUGAUGGUUGUUCAUGAGUCCCUUGUUUGUCCUGAGCAGUUAAACUGCCCAAUAUUCUUCAAAAAAAUCCUCCAGGUCCCAAAAAUUCUUCAGUUUUCCAGCAUCUUUUGCGUAUUGAACCAUUUCCAGCAGUUACUGUAUGAUUUUGAGAUCCAUGUUUUCACACUGAGGACAACUGAGGGACUCAAACAUUAAAAAAGGACCUAUUAAAAAAGGUUCAAACAUUCACUGAUGCUCCAGAAGGAAACAUGAUGCAUUAAGAGUCGGAGGGGUGAAAACUUUUUUCAUUUGAAGAUCAAGGAAUAUUGUACUUAAUUUGUCUUCUGGCAAACAUUUAAGUGUCUUCUGUUGCUUCUGAAGGGCAGUACUAAAUGAAAAAAAAAAAGAUAUUUAAACAAAAUAAGAAAAAUUUGGACAUCUUUAUCCUGUUCAGAAGUUUUCACCCCCCCGACUCUUAAUGCAUCGUGUUUCCUUCUGGAGCAUCAGUGAAUGUUUGAACCUUUUUAAAUAGUUGUGUUUGAGUCCCUCAGUUGUCCUCAGUGUGAAAAGAUGGAUCUCAAAAUGAUACAGACACAGUCACUGCUGGAAAGGGUUCAAAUACGCAAAAGAUGCUGGAAAACUGAAGAAUUUUCGGGACCUGGAGGAUUUUUCUGAAGAAUAUUGGGCAGUUUAACUGCUCAGGAACUGCUCAGGACUCAUGAACAACCAUCACAAAACAAAAAAACAGUUAUGGAUCAUCCAGGUAACCACACACAGUCUUAAGAAUCAAGGGUUCACAAACUUUUGAGUGGGUCGUUUUUAUAAAUUCAGCUAUGUUUUGUCUUGUGGACUUUAUGUAAACAUUGUUUAUGUAAAAUAUCUUACUCAGGACAGUACUAAAUAAAAAAUAACAUGCAUAUUGUAUGAUCCCUCUUAUUUUGUUAAAAUUAUUCACAUUUUCACAGAUUCUGCAAGGGGUUCACAAACUUUCAAGCAGCACUGUAUGUUUUUGCUUCUUUAACUACAUGUGCAAUAUUAAAGCUAAUAAUAAUCACAAAUGUGUAUGGAGUUUUUGUACAUUUCAAAAACUCUUAUAAAACAGUUUUUACACUCUCACUAGUUUAAUUUUCCUAGUAACAUUGUCCAAAAGUGUAUUUAAUGUUUUACAGUGUUUUAAUGUGACCAUCAUUUAACAAAAAUAAAUAAGUUGAAAUCUCUUGAUUUUAAUAGAAAUAAACCUAUUGGACAUAUAAAGUGCAUAUAAACACUUAUUUACUUAGAAUUAAUAUUUCUGAAAUUAGGCCUAUGACAAAGAUGAUUGCUUUGAAAACAUUUUAUUAAUGGGACAGUUUACCCAAAAAAUGAAAAUCUUGUCAUCAUUUACUCACCUUUAUGUUGUUCCAAACCUGUAUGAAUUUCUUUUUUUCUGUGUAACAUAAAAGAAGAUAUUUUCACAAA
Ctenopharyngodon idella (grass carp) is the source of this 2639-nucleotide messenger RNA. It is a transcript of the gene tnfaip6, whose product is annotated as tumor necrosis factor, alpha-induced protein 6. Gene Ontology annotation, biological process: cell adhesion; negative regulation of inflammatory response. Bases 90 to 881 code for a protein of 263 amino acids. Lineage: Eukaryota; Metazoa; Chordata; Actinopteri; Cypriniformes; Xenocyprididae. Gene Ontology annotation, molecular function: hyaluronic acid binding. The record is from RefSeq and is a predicted model, not a curated record. The transcript is spliced from 6 exons.